Molecule: messenger RNA, 4715 nt
Organism: Xenopus tropicalis (tropical clawed frog)
Lineage: Eukaryota; Metazoa; Chordata; Amphibia; Anura; Pipidae
Gene: tmem67
Product: transmembrane protein 67
Exons: 28
Coding region: 55-3024 (989 amino acids)
Biological process (GO): cilium assembly
Cellular component (GO): MKS complex
Source: RefSeq, a predicted model, not a curated record
GCCCUUCCCAGUGUUUUCCCAGACUUGGCGCGGUGCAUUGUGGGUGCCCAUGCCAUGGAGACCAAGAAGCGGCUGAGUGUGGGGCACCAAGGCACGGCUUUAUCUGCGGCUCUAGGGCUGUGCUGCGCGGUGCUGCUGGCUGGAUUCUGUGGCCCCGGUCCAGUGCAGAGUCAUUCCAUCCCCCUGCAGCUUCCCAGCGACUGCGGGCUCCAGGAAUACUAUGAGCCAAGUAACCUCUCCUGUGUGCGGUGCCAGAACUCCCAGAGACCCAGCCAUUGGGGUACUUCAUGUGUGUGCCUUGUAGGAUACAAGCGUAAUUCCACAGGAGACUGUGAGCGGUGCCCUGAGAGUCUGGGUGUAACAGCAGAUGGAUGGAGUUGUAUUAAAUGCCCCAAUGGGCUGAACUCAAAUGGGAAUUGCCUCUGUCCUCCAGGAAACAUUUUGGUGGAAAGAGAUGUGAAUGGCUCCUUGCUGUUAGAAGCAGAAUGCAUUGACUGCGAUGGGACUGAACCUUCCUUCACUGCUGCCAACACCCUAGGAAACAGGUGUGAACGGUGCCAUCACACGGUUAUCAACAGGAGUAACUCAUGCAGCUGUAACCAGCCAAAUAUUAUGACUGGAGGCAUAUGCUAUAAUGCAGCGGGGAGUAUCCUGUCCAAAGCUCUUCUGACUGUUCAUUACAGCCAACUGGGUUUGAUAUUGCGAUCAGAAUGGUUUGCCACGCAUUUGCAAGCAUCGGCUGCAGCUUGUCUGAUGUACAGUAAUCAAACAUCAUGCCAAGCUCUGGGGAACAUGUGUGUCAUGAACAUGCAUUCUACAAGUAUUUCCAGUGCUGACGCUUGCGGUCUGUUCCAGUACAUAUUUACAAGCACAGCAGGUCUAGGAGUUAUCCAUUCCCUUUCAUACUGGCGAACAAAUCUGCCAUGGCUCUUCUAUGGUGACCAGCCUGGACUGGCUUCCAGGACUCUUGUGUCCUCUCCAGUUCCCACAAGCUAUACUUUUAAAGAAAGUGAGGAGGUAGAAAAUACCAAACUGCAGUUUCUAGCGGCUGUGUAUGACGUUCGAGGGAAUUUUAUAAAAUGGCAAUCAUUGGCUGGAGGACUACUGCAGUUGUGUCCUGAUAUUGUGGCCAGGAUAGAUGCUGCUUUCAGCUUUGGAACAACGUAUAAACAAGAAUGUAGAAUUAGUGUUUCUAAGCUCCUGCGUGACCACCCCGAGCCUGUGUUCUAUGAUGUGUAUCUGGCCUACCCAGGGAAUGAGAAGCAGCAGAAUCUCCUUCCUGUGCCAGUCCUGAACCUGAACCUCCAGUACCAUGAAAUGUUUGUUAACCAAGGAGACAACAUCAACAACUGGCUCUUGACUCGCCGAAUCUUCCUGGUGGAUACUAUUAGUGGGCGAGAAAAUUCUCUGGCCGAUCCUCCAAGGCUCAUUAGAGUGGCUAGCAAAAUCACAAUCAGCAUUAGACUUGUACCAGACACUUACAAGGGAAUAAUUUACCCACCUCUCAUGACUGUGCAAUACACAGAUGUACAGCUGCAAAAUCCAGAGUCCCAAAUUGUCAAGGUUUCCUUUUCAGUAAAUUAUGAAAUGAGACAGUUGGACUCGUUGAAAAAAACUGAUGUGGCGAUAGGGGUGCUAGGAGGCCUGGCUGUACUUUGGUCUCUUCUGAAAACUGCAGCUUGGAAGAGAAGAAUUGGGAGCUCAUUUAUUGACAUGCAGACCGUGAUUCACUUUUUAAUAUUCUAUGCUGGGGCCUUGGCAGAUGUGUUUUUUCUCGUGACAGUUGGCACAGGGUUUUAUUGGCUCAUUUUGUUCAAAGGACAGCAAUAUGUUUCUGUUCUGUUACCUGUACCAGAAGAAGAAUAUAACUUUGUUUCCUAUGUCUGGUGUGCAUUUGCUCUAAAGGCUCUACAGCUCCUGUACAAAAUGACCUUACUGCUCACUAUAGACGUCUUUUUCAUUGACUGGGAGAGGCCCAAGGCACGAACUCAGCCUUCUGAAGGCAAGACAAAGAACAGCGUUGCACCUGUGAGCAUAUGGAGGAGCUACUUCAUAGCAAAUGAAUGGAAUGAAAUUCAGACAGUGAGGAAAAUCAGUCCCCUCUUUCAAGUGUUUGCGGUUCUCUUCUUUUUAGAGAUCGCUGGCUUUAAAUACCUAGCACUAAUGGAUCCAUCUUCUAGCCUUUCAAGAAACUCACAGGACUACAUGGCUCCUUGGAGCCGAAUUCUAAGAUACGGAGUGUCCACUGCGAUUUGGCUGGCUAUUGGCUGUUUGCAGGUUCUCUUCUUCUCUGUGAUUUAUGAAAGAUAUGUGGAAGACAAAAUAAGGCAGUUUGUUGAUUUAUGUUCAAUGAGUAAUAUUUCCGUGUUUAUUUUGAGCCACCGCUGCUACGGAUAUUACAUCCAUGGUCGCUCUGUGCAUGGACAUUCAGAUACCAACAUGGAGGAGAUGAACCUAAAUUUAAAGAGGGAAGCGGAAAACCUGUGCAGUCAAAGAGGGUUACAACCAAACUCAGAUAUUCAGACUUUCCAGAUUUCUAUUUCAUCUAGAGCAAGAACGCACUUUGACCAGAUCCAUGAGAGUUUAACAAAGAGACAUGGCCCUUCAAGACUGUUCCACACAUCUCUCUCCACUUCUGACCUGAAUACCAGAGCCUACAAUAGCAUGAAUAAAUUCCUUAGUUCUUUUAUUGAUCAUGCUUUUAAAGAAGUUGAUUACUUUGUGAAAGACAAAAUGUUUUUAGAAAGGCUGCUCAGCAUGGAGUUCAUGGAACCGAUGGAUAAAAGCAUCUUUUAUAAUGAUGAGAAUCAUUCAUUCACUGAUGUUCUUUUUUAUGGAAAUGAAUCUACUCUCCUCAUAUUUGAUACCCUAUUCUUCUGCGUUGUUGACGUUGCUUCACAAAACUUUGUUCUGGCUGCCAUCCUCACAUUCCUACAGCAAGAGUUAUUCAGGCUGCUCUGUAAUGCAGUGGGGAAGAAGAACUUGGCCUCUAAAACCCAGAUUGAUGAAAGGUUCCUGAUAUGAGAAAAAAAUGUGUAUCAGCAGCUGGACUGGGACAUUCCAAAGACAGUAUUUUUACAUUAUAUGAAUUUAAAGUAUUUUUGUAUCAAUCUUUAACUCCAGCCACAGUACAAAGAGUGGGUAUGCUGAGCCUUGUUUGCAAGGGGUCUGAACAUGAGUUACACCUUUGGGCCUAAUGGGUUAUAAUGGGACAGUAAAGAAGGUCUAUUAAAGUGCUGCAGGUGUGAGACAGCAUGUAUAGUAAGCCAACAUGGUGGCAAGGUCUACAGCUGUGGCACAGUAGGACUCACCAGUGGCAACCAGUCAGAUAUUUGCUGCAUUUUAUAAAACUUGUAGAUUGAUUAGAACAUUGUUUCUGUUGAUUACUGCACCGGGGCAAGUUAGAAUCUGUGUUGGUAAAUUAGCCCCAGUAUGUGUAGUAUUUUAAGAUGUUCUUAAAUGCUGCCUGGGUGUUUUAGAAGUUGUCGUUUCACCAUAGCAGCUAGAGAGCUGCAGCCUAGUUUUAUAAUAAUAAUGGACACCACUUCAGAUAACACUGUAGGGGGCAGGAUAUCCCUUACUGAGUAGAAAAAUGACCUGUAAAUAUUUCUUGUUUUUACUUUGUAUAUUUCUGUACUUAAAACACAGACGGCAUUGUCUCACAGACGUAUUCAUUUAAAGGAGUAUUAACCGGAACUGAAACAUAACGUAUUCAGUCAUAGUAGCAGUGUUACAUGGGCUCAGUGCUGCACAUCCCCUAUGCAGGCUCCAAUGCGGGACAUUAUGGCCUGCAGGCAUUACACUUAGUGCUGUGAUCCAAUCAGAGAUAUUGCAUUUUUCAACCUAAAGCUCAGUUUUCAGUUUGUGUUUGUCCCAAUAUCUGUUUUCCUUUCCUUCCACAGACAUACCAUAAAGUUCCAUAAUCUAAAUGAUCUCUGUCAUUUACUGGCUCCGUGCCUGCAGCCUGCCAUCCUUUAUAUUCCAUUUGGGAAUGACUAAAGAGAACAGAAUGACAGCUGAAAGGAUACUUUCUAUAGGCAAUAGAAGUACAGGUUCAGUUUACUUUGUUAUACCACAGUGCCCCAUACUAGUUUAAAAUCCUAAAAUUGCCUCCCUUUCCAGGAUAAUAUGGGGUUAAUCAGGCUGUGAUCAUCUGGUGGUUAAUCUAGUGAUCCUAUAUCCAUAGGCAUGGAGCAUAGAGUCUUUGUAAGACCUGACAUGGCUUGUCAGUAUACUUGAUUUUAUAAACAUAUAAAAAGGCAAACUUUAUUAUUGUAUAUCUUGCUGUAAUCAACUGUGGUGCAUCACCACAUACUUUUAUGGGCCAACCAAUUGAUUACAGCGGCCACUUGCACAGAUUCACAGAAAGGCAGAAAGAUACAAUUCAUGUAGUUUAGUAACUUUAAACUAAUAACUUUAUUGUUCUGCUGCCUGGUGCCACCGCAGUUCCUUCAGUGCAUUUACAAGAUUAUGUACAUUGUCGGACAUUGGCGUUCUGAGCUAGGAUGACCAGGCCACUUGAAAAUUCAAGAGCACUCUGGAAAAUCCAGCUGGCAGGGUAGAACUAAUUGCAGUUUAAUUAAAAUGCCCUGCAACAUGUAUUUAUUAGAUGUGUCCCUGAAGUUUAAACUGAUCUGAUAAAACCCUCUCCUGCCAAGAUUAUUUUGUAUUUAUGCAUUUGUAUUUUCAAGUGAAUUAAAUAUUUUGUACAGAUA